GUUUUUAAUUAAAACAGGUUAUUUUUUAAUAAGUUCUGAAAACUAAUAUGUACUGUUAAGACGAUUAACGGUUUUGCUAAAGUAAAUUAUAGAUAGAAACUUGCAAAAGUCACUCAGGGAUAGAUUUGGUUGGCCACUUUGCUAGUCCACAACAAUUGAUAAUCUGUGGCUUUUCGGCAAAAGUUUUAGUGCGUUUACAACGAUGCUAAUGUCCAACCGAUUUCAAGGCUGUAUUUAUGAGUGUUGGGUAACUAAUAAGUUGGGUUAAUUUAUAAAGGUGACCGAUUUGACUCGAAUCGUUUUUUGAAGCAUCGGUUGCUAACCAGUUAGCAAGAGAUUAACAUGGGCGAUGGUAGUGUUGUUCCGAGGCUCGGCAACAUGAAGGCUUUGCUUGGAUUAAUCGCUGGUGCUGGAGCUUCUUAUGGCCUGUAYAAACUUAUCAGCGGGCAACGUUUGAAGAAAAACAAGAAGAGCACGUCCAGUGAAAGCAGCCUUAAAAGCAACCAGCCAGGUGAAGUGAAGCUGCAGCCGGGGAGCCUGCUGGCCAGAGUGUCUGGGCUGGAUGUAAUAUGUCCUCGGUCAGAAGAAGCUGCAGCAGGCGGGAUCRUCCACCAGUCUCCUAACACUUUGGGGCCACAACACUUGAAGAUGUUGCUGUCAUGCCUGCAGAACAGUGAUGAUCAAAACCAGAAGUGUAGGGUUCUUAUCACAUUAGGAAAUGCUGCUGCCUUCACUGUAAAUCAGAAUCUAAUUCGGGAGUUGGAAGGGAUUCACAUCAUAGCUCGUUUCAUUUCUGAUCCAGCAGCGGACGUCAGAGUGCAGACCCUGAGCGCUUUGAAUAAUUUAUGUAUGAACGUCCAAAACCAGGAACAAAUAAAGCUUUAUGUGCCACAAGUGCUGGAACUGAUUGAAAUGUCACCGGUGAAUUCAGACCUGCAGCUUGGUGCUCUGCGGCUGCUGACAAACCUGUCGGUCACAGACGAACAUCAACAUUUGCUGAAGGAAUCCAUUAGGCUUUUUCUGUCUCUUCUGGUUGUGAGCAGUGAAGCGCUGCAGGUUCAGACGCUGAAAGUCCUGGUGAAUUUGUCGUCCAAUCCAGAUAUGGUGGAUGACAUAGUUCAAGCUCAGGCACCAGCGUCUGUGCUGCUGCUGUUUGACGAUCGGACAGCCCCCGCGGUGCUGCUGCGGCUGCUGACGUUUGUUGGGAACCUGAAGGCGUGGAGGCCCUCGGCGCAGGUGGCCGAUGAGCUGCGGCGGAAACAGGACAGCCUCUUCAGGGUCAUGCUGGAUGAAUCUUCCCAGCUCCACAACAAACUUGUCCAGCUGCUAUCACACCCUGACGGGGAGAUUCAGGCCCAGGUAGCUCGUAUUUUGACGUAGGACCUCCCUCAUCUGCACCUGUGAUCCGCAGGCACCGACCAGGCGCUUGUGGCCUUGUGUGGAUAGUCUGCAACACUCUCCGUCCCUCACAGGACGAUCAAUAUUGUUACCACAGAAAACUAAAUUAAGUUCUUUACCUCAGACACUCCUCUCUGUUUCUCAGCAUCCUACRUUGCAAUUCAUUAGUAAGUGAGCUGGAAGCACCUUUCUUUAGUGUGUGGGUGUCAAAACAACCCAUUUCUCUCUCUUUUUCUUAAAUACCCACGGCACUGUCUUCUGAAAACCUCAACCUAAAUCACUGGAAACUUAUUUCAGGUAAAUUUCUGAAUCUAACCCCACUGCCAAAAGCUUUCAUUAAAAUGUUUCAUUAUGUGAAAGACUGCAUGGAUGAACCACAAGAGACUUUAAUGUAUUAUAAAUGUUUUGGAUUUUAAAGAAAUGUAUUUUUAUUUUCUAAAACCAAAAUAUUAAUGUUCAGUUUAAAGWAGUAUUCUGAUCUUUGGUAGGUCUGAAAAUCCUGGCUUUUCCCCUCUGUGACUUUUAAAAUUGAGGAAAAGASGACAUCUGAGUUUAUAUUACUGGUCUACAACUUUCACAAAGAUCAAGCAGGAUAUGUGGAUUUAAAUUAAAAUGCAAGACAAACUUGUGUAGAACAGAAAGCCAUGAUUGUUAUAUUCUAUGUUUAGUUAUUUAAUGACAGCAGUGAUGAAUGUGAAAUGUAAGGAGUUGAUAUAUAAAUCUAUGCACUCAGAAUACAGCAUGUGACUGAACCACCUGUUGUGCAGCUGCUGGACUGGAGCUGUGGAUUUAUAGGCACUUAUUUAGUAUUUGCAGACAGACGUGGAACUAAUGUGACUAUUCUGACAGUAUGGCUUUCAAUGCAGGGUUAAGAAAUGCUGCACACAUUUUAUUUUCUGGACCACCUGUUUUAUUGGAUUUAAMGUUAAAUAUCUCUCAGGCGGUAGUGGUUUACCAAAACAUGUAUGAACAAUUGCUGACGAACCUUUGUCCUAGUUUAUCAUUUGUAUCAAAUAGAAUACAUUAUUUAGUGUUUAUUUUUAUUUUUGUCUCUGUUCAAUAAAGGCAUAAAUCACACUAUCA
This is a messenger RNA of Austrofundulus limnaeus, 2481 nucleotides long. RefSeq names its product armadillo repeat containing 10 (gene armc10). The coding region runs from base 343 to 1380 and encodes 345 amino acids. The transcript has 6 exons. The record is from RefSeq and is a predicted model, not a curated record. Gene Ontology annotation, cellular component: mitochondrion. Lineage: Eukaryota; Metazoa; Chordata; Actinopteri; Cyprinodontiformes; Rivulidae.